AGACUUUGGAAAAUGUCAAAUUUUUGACGGAUUACGUAAAUUCGCUGUCAAAACAAGUGAUUUUUUCACGGCCGUGGUUCGAGAUUUUUAUUGAAAAUGAUUAUCAGAACUGCAAUCAAGGCUGGCUGCUGCGUGGGAGCCGUUCACUAUUCGCGAGAACUCGGAGUUUGGGGCGAUGCGGAAUCCACACACAAAUUGUACACGAAAAUCCAGCAGGAAAUGGAGCCUGUGUGCAAAAAAGUGCGAGCUACGGUGAAUUAUGAGCCGCCACCGAUGCCCACAUCGGGCGAAGUUGGUUUCAUCGUCAACCACUACUACAACGAAGGUGUCAAAGGCACUUUUCGCUUCGUCAAAAUGAUUCCGUGCUACCUCGGGCAAGGCAUGAAGAAGGCAAACGAUGCAAUUAAGGGCGCGAUGGCGGAAAAACCCGAGUAAAGUACCUUCUAGUCGAGUAAGAACUAUUCGUUGUAAAUAAAAAAUCCGAAAAAAUCA
This is a messenger RNA of Culicoides brevitarsis, 492 nucleotides long. Its product is annotated as MICOS complex subunit MIC13 homolog QIL1-like. The coding region runs from base 97 to 435 and encodes 112 amino acids. Gene Ontology annotation, biological process: cristae formation. Lineage: Eukaryota; Metazoa; Arthropoda; Insecta; Diptera; Ceratopogonidae. The record is from RefSeq and is a predicted model, not a curated record. The transcript is spliced from 2 exons. Gene Ontology annotation, cellular component: MICOS complex; mitochondrial crista junction.